This is a messenger RNA of Brassica rapa (field mustard), 1120 nucleotides long. RefSeq names its product UDP-galactose/UDP-glucose transporter 7-like. The record is from RefSeq and is a predicted model, not a curated record. NCBI's taxonomy places the organism in Eukaryota, Viridiplantae, Streptophyta, Magnoliopsida, Brassicales, Brassicaceae.
UCCCAAAAUUUAAAAUAAUUUCUAGUUUAUUUGCUUAAAUUUAUUUCUAAAAAAAUUUUCCACGAAAAUCGAAUAACUCAAUUUCUAAAUCCAUAUACUUUUUUUAUAGGACAUAACAUAGCAUAUUUACGUAAUAAACUUAUUCUUGUAACUGUUAAACUUAUGUAUUUCGCGAAGGUGAUAUCGUAUUAGAAAUUUUUUUUUAUAGUUGUAUAUAAAUUUAUUUUUAAAAUUUGUCUUAAUCCCCUAAAACCCUUCGCACGGCACUGGCUUUAACAUCUGUCUUUUUCCAGGUAGGUUUCCUUCUCUAGGUUCUCUUGCAUCAGUCCUAUUAACCAUAUGCUAUAACAAAGAUUUUUUUACGCCUCGUUGCUUGCAGACCAUGUACCUCGUGCUGGUAGAGAAGUCUGGUGCACAAGAUGGGGUUUCCUCGAUCGAGAUAAUGUUCUAUAACAGCUUCCUUUCCCUUCCAUUUUUGUCAUUCCUCAUCAUAGCUACUUCCGAGUUUCCAAACUCUAUAUCGCUAUUACUUGCAAAGUGUUCUUACUUGCCGUUCUUGGUGAUUCUUGUUCUUUCACUGGUUAUGAGGAUUGUACUCAACUUCACAAUGUUUCUUUGCACCAUUGUGAACUCUGCAAUAACUACAACCAUCGUUGGUGUCCUCAAAGGCGUUGGUUCCACCACGUUAGGUUUUGUCCUCUUGGGUGGUGUUGAAGUACAUGCUUUGAAGUUUGAACGUGUCCGCUUUAGUGGUCAACACAGCUGGUGGUGUGUGGUACUCUUACGCCAAGUACCGACAGAAAAAGGCUAAACCGGCUAAGCUACUGACUGAUUUAGAAGCUCACAAAAAAAUGAGAAUUUCUGGUCCGAUUCGGUUUGCACAUCAAAUAUGUCUUUGUGUAAAAAGUUAUAUUUGUAAUACUCCUACACUAUGGUACGUACAUAGACGAACAAAUUAUUUUCUUAGAUUGGUUAAAAACAGUGUUGUGCAAUCUACAUGAUUUUGAAGACUUACUACCGAAAAAAUAAAUUUAUAUUGGCAACGCAAAUAAACAAAACCACGGAUGCGCUACUUUGGAGUAGUUGACAAACAUUUUAAAAACUUACAUAAAAGAUUUAA